Molecule: messenger RNA, 2488 nt
Organism: Magallana angulata
Lineage: Eukaryota; Metazoa; Mollusca; Bivalvia; Ostreida; Ostreidae
Exons: 9
Coding region: 330-1169 (279 amino acids)
Source: RefSeq, a predicted model, not a curated record
AAACAGCUAUUUAGUGCAAGGUACAACUGCUAGUAUUUAUUGAAAAAAACUGGUGGCCUCAAAAUUGAGAAGUUAGUCUCAUUCAACCAGACGCUCGGUUGUCUCCGUAAAUCUCCGACGCGCAGAGAGUUGAACGAGACAAAACCUGAUGUAACAUCACGCGCUGCGAAAUCUCAGAUGUUUUCAUUGGAAAAGAAAAUGAAAGUAGAAUGGAAUUUAGGAGACGCAGAUUAGUUGGCUUUAUUUAUAAACUUUAUCUUUAGUACUUCAUGUGAUUUGGAUUGGUUAUUAUUCAGUUCUUGCCUGUUGAGAAACAUUUAUAGUGUAUAAUGGCUCAACUCAAUGUUAGACGUAUUACACAAGGAACGACAAAUUUCAUCAUUCUGAAUCUUCUAUUAGUCUCAGGUGUGGCCAUUGCAGAUGAAUGUUUUCUACCAAAAGUUCAUGAAUGUUUUACAAACGUCAACAUGACUGUUUUGUCUGAAAAUCAAACAGCUUUCUGCAACAAUGAAAUGGGAAAGCUCAAACAGUGCUUAAAACCGUAUGACGCAGCUUGUCAAAACGAGUCUAUAUACAAACUGAAUAUUGAAGCAUUCAAGCCAUCAACAUUUGGAUGUAACGAUAAUGGAAGCUUGCAAUGCGACGUAAAAGCUAUUCAAAGAUGUUACAAAAAUUUGGAUACCUCAACUAUUGUAACAAAUGUUACUCAAUUUUGCAACUUUAAUUUGAAGGAAGCCCAAGACUGUCUGAUGGUCUACAAGAACGUGUGUUUGUCCAGCUCGUACUCAGACUUAUACAAGUCCUUGAACGCCUUACUUCAGCCAAAUCAAUACGGAUGCUUAGAUACCAGUGGGGUACAAUGCGAAUUAUUUACAGCCACUCGUUGUAUCUUGGAUUUCAAUUUCGACCGCAUGGAACAUCUGCAAUCCUCUGGCUGGCCAUCGAUGAACACGACAGCUCUUUGUGGACAUCUACAGAAAGCAGAAGCAUGCAUCGCACCGUAUGAUAAUGCUUGUAAAUCCAAACCUUCUUUCAACAUUAUUAAACAAUAUUUGAAACCUGACCUUUGUAAAGAACCAGUUACCCCUACAUCGUCGGGCUCGUCGGCAACAGUGGCAAAUCUUAUUUCCAACGCCAUAUUGCUUUUGUUUUACUUAACCUACCGAUGAACAAACUUAAAUAAACAUUAUUAUCUGAGUAUACUCUGCAAACAAAACCGAAAAAAGCCUGGAAAAGUUUUGGUAAACACAACUCCAUGGAAAAAGAAGGACUAACACUUAAAAUUUUACACCAGCGUUCGGAAUAUUUCAUUUAUUGUACAGUUAUGUGUUGUUUUUUCGCUUGAUUAUAGAUUGUAUCUUUGCUUUGUUAAUAUUGUUAGAAAUGUCAAUUUUUAUAUUGAAAACGGGCGACAUUUGUAUUAGCCUAUACAUAUUGUUCUUUCAUGAAAUAAUAAUUUUGAAAUGCAUGUAUACAUGUAUUGUUGUAAAAUCUCAUUUAUGUUAGGUUUUUUGUUAAAAUUUGUUUUUCAUAAAUAAAUGAAGACUUUCGCCCUAGCUGAAAUAUGGUAAAUAAGGUACUCUAUAUAUGUCGAAAAAAGAGAGUUUUUUCAUGUAUAUAAAACAUGUUUUUUAAGGAGCGUGGUCACGAUUUUGGUCAACUUUAUUUUUUUUUAUUGUUUAAAAUGCUUUUUAUAGUGCAUUUCUAAUGAUUAACCAAAAUAUUAGUGUCAGUCGAAGAUUAAUAAGCAAGAUAAAGAGCUUACAAAUAUUUGUUAUGUAAAGAAGGCUAGUGCCAAGUUUUUUGGUAAUCUCGCUAAUAAUUCGACGAUCGAGACUCAAAUUUUGGUUGACAUUUAGAAAACCUACAAAAGCAUUGUAAACAUUAAAAACAAAAUAAAUUUUGACCAAAAUCGUGACCAUGCCCCGUUAAUGUUCAUUAUAGGGCAAAUGUUUAUUGCAAAUAAAACUUAAGUAAUUGAAUGCGUUUCUACCUCUGCUAAUCAAUGAACUCUUUUUAAAUUAUAACUUGAUUCAAAUAUUUUAGUUUGAUGUAUUAUAAGAUCGAUCGUUUUUGAAAAUAUUUUUACACUAUUGCAAUGAACAUGUGAUAUAUCUAGUUAUACCUCUUAAACCGUGAGGGGUAUGUUUAUUCUUGAUUAUACCGUAUAAAUGACAUCCGGGUUAUUUUGCUUUCUCCUUGAAUCCUUUGCUUGUACAUCAUGUAAAAAAAAUAAUUCAUUACAUUUUCAUAUACCUGUACAAAAACAAAACCUUUCUAUAGAUUUUUGAAUUUUCAGACAUGACCAUUUCUAUCUUAAUUUUUUUAAAUGAAUUUUAGAUUCGAAACAUUUAUAUUGGCAUUGAGUUUCUAUUUUGUACAUAUACUUUGAUUAUGAUUAUCAUCUAAAAUACUGUUUAUUUAUAGAUAUGUAUACCUAUUUAUGUUGUAUGAUAAAUGUAUUAUUUUGUUUUUAACAUUUAAAAAU